GGUGCCUAUCGGCUCCUUCAGUUGGGCCCACGGGGGCCACCUCCGAAAUGGGGGCUUCCCUGGCUGGGGCGACCCCUUUGGAAGAGGGUGGAUGGAGGCCGUUUUUCCUGCUGCUGUUCCUUUCCAUCACUCUGCGGGAGGGACAGCUCCAGGCGGCCGGCCAGGCACCUCUGUCUGCGUCCUGCGCACCGCAGGCUUCGGGCACAUAAACGCGCUGAAUGAAGGAACCCAUCAGGCGCGGCUGUGCUCUCCGCCCGCACCUGUGCGCGCAGCCAGACCCGCCUCGCCUAGGGCGCGAACUGGAGGGACGCAGCGGGGAGCUCCGCAGCGCCCCCCCACCCCACCUCUGCAGGCCGCCUCAACUCUCGGAUCAGACCCAGGCGCGUCCGGAGGCUCCGGGCCCCGCUUCUGCGCCCGAGCCCGUCCCUGCGCGGUCUUGGUGGAGGACCCCCGCGCUCACGCCCGGGACCCCCCAGGGCCCAGCGACUCCUUCGGCCUCUCUCCCCAGCCGCCCCUCGCGCCUGACAGCUCCUGACCCUCGCAACGCCCUUUCCCAGCGUGCCCUCGCCCCUGCUACGCCCUCCCUCACACGCUUCUCUUUUCCGCGGUCUCCUCUCCCCUGCGGGCCCUCUCGCCCCCGCGGCACCUACUGCCUUCCUUCCCUGCAGCUUGCACGCCCUCCGGCGGCGCCCCCGGGAGCACCUGCGGCCUGGGCUCGGCUUCCCGGCUCGCUUCGCCCCUGGCCCCGCCCCUGACUCCGCCCCAGGCCCCGCUCCUCCCGGCCGGCUACACGUCUGCGCUGCUCGUAGGCCCGGGGGCCGAGGGGCCCGUGGGACACGCAUCGGGACGCAGCUUCCUGGUGCGGGCGGACCGCGGAGGUGGAACUGGCCGCGGCCCCCCUGGCCUGUGAGCGUCGCCCGGGAGAGCGGAAUCGCGGGGUUGGAGGCAUCGGCCGCACCUCGGACCUUGACCUGUGGCCUGGGAGGAAGUGAGAUCUACUGGCCACGACUCUGACCACCUGACCACCUUCCUGGGCGCCUGAGUCUGGGUUUCCUCGCCAGGACUCUCCCUUUGGGCUUUGUCCAGUCAGGGCAGCUUGAAAGCCACAGUCUCCAUCAGUUGGGAAUGCUUUCUGGUGCACACAACGGGAACUCCUUGUCCCAGGCUUGAACAGGUGUGGGUUGAGUCUUCUCACACAAAGAAGCCCACAGCCCGGGCAGCAUGCAGACCCAGCAGGGUGGCGUCCAGUACAGCAGGUGGGAUGACAGCAGCCGGGACGAAGUCCACGUGGCUGCCGUGUCCAGCACGGAGGAGGCCUCAAGCUGGGCGAGGAUCUCCCGGAAGCUGUGCUCAGGCAAGCUGGGCAUCGCCCUGAAGGUGCUGGGCGGAGUGGCCCUCUUCUGGGCCGUCUUCAUCCUGGGCUACAUCACCGGCUACUACGUGCACAAGUGCAAAUAAGGCUUCCCAGCAUGCACGCAUGUGCCCGGGGACGCGGGCCCGGGCAGACACCCUUGUACACCAGAAUCCCUUUUGCAUGCACAGACCCUCAUGUACACGGAUCCUCGUAUACACCAGGUUUCCUCCACGUCCAUAGACUCACCGCCCCCCCCCCAGACCCCACUGUGCAGCAAGCAGUCACCGGCCAUCCAGGGGCACGCAGAGGAACAGGAACACAGGUCCUCGAUGACAUAUACACAUGCCUCGCACAGGCAGCCAGCCAGGGGCACACGUGGCCGGGAGACUCGGCCCAGUCUGAGCUGGGACCACGGGACACACCCUCUGGGUCCUCCCUGAGCGGGCGCUGUAUGGGGCUGGGGGUGCCUGGGUGGGCCUCUGGGCCCUCUUGUUUUGUAAGCAUGGCUCUGGGGGAGGCGGGGCUGUGUAUGUCCCUCUGCCCCCCCCCCCCCUCCCUGGGCUGAGACCCCAUCCUGGAAGUCGAUCCUGGGCAGGGUGGGGAGCGGGAGCCACCCUCAAGUGUUGUCUGCGGUGGGGUGGGCAUAGUUGCUCCGGGGCUUGGAGCCAGCAGGAAGGCUGCUGCCCCCGCCAUGCCCAGGGCGGAUGGGAACCUGUGCACCGAUGCAGUCAUUAAAAGUCUGUUGCAUGAA
Molecule: messenger RNA, 2105 nt
Organism: Acinonyx jubatus (cheetah)
Lineage: Eukaryota; Metazoa; Chordata; Mammalia; Carnivora; Felidae
Gene: SMIM1
Product: small integral membrane protein 1 (Vel blood group)
Exons: 5
Coding region: 1222-1458 (78 amino acids)
Source: RefSeq, a predicted model, not a curated record